This is a messenger RNA of Moneuplotes crassus, 1242 nucleotides long. NCBI's taxonomy places the organism in Eukaryota, Ciliophora, Spirotrichea, Euplotida, Euplotidae. The record is from the annotation of a GenBank genome assembly.
CGCUUUUAUUUGUUAAAAAUAAAACUAUGGCUCACGGAGGAAGGAGGCCAUCUCUCCAGAAGAAAGAGAAGUAUCAGGACAAGCAAAGAGAUCGAUUCUGUAGGCAGACAACUUAUGGAGCAGAGUUUAAAGAAAGUUCUCCUCAACAAGCUCAGUAUCAUAAAGAAAUUGAUAAUCAGAUUGUGUCAAAAUACUCAAACAGAAUUGUGAAGACUUCUCAUGCUCAUUCAGUUGAUAGGAACAAGCAUAGAAGAGAUCAGAAAAAGUAUAAGCAUCAUCAUUCAACUGAAAAACAAGUCAGGCAUCGCUAUGACUAUGAUAAUGCCCUUGUCUCUACUGGUAAGGCAUUUUAUCAGCCAGAUAAGUCCACUGGCAAUCGGAUGGAGUAUUAUUACCAUCAUAUGGGGAGGCCAGGCAGAAGACAGGUAGUAGAUCGGGUAGUGAAGUAUAAAUACCCUUCUCAUGUUGGAACAAGUUAUAACAAAGAUUAUGCAAAGUAUAAUUCGAUCAAAGCCCCAGAAGGAAGACUAUGAGGCGAACCUUUCAAUGUGGAGAAAGAACAUAAAAUUAUCAACCCUCAUAAUGUUGAGAAGCUGACAAUUAAUAGGAUUGAUUAUCAGCCUUUUAAAGUUCAACCAAGAGCGCCUAAGAAGCGGAAGGCUCCUCCACAGUCUGAAUAUAUCGGAGCUAAAAGCGCAUACCAGUCUGAAUUCAUGAAUUGGGGAGCCAAUGAAAUUAUUCAUGAAAAAGAGCCUCAAUAUCCUUAUUAUUCUCUUCCCUUCAAUGGAAAUUCAAACUAUGCCAAAACAUUUUGUGGAGGUAGCCCAGAUGGAAAAUUAGGAAGAGGAGCACCUUUCGGAAUGGAUACUAUCAAUGGUAGCCCAAACCAAAAAGAUGGCCUCUCUCAUCAUGGGUAUAGCACUGGAUAUGGUGGAGGAUUUGGAACAGGAGGCUCACAUACAAAUGCUCAUAUAGCAAGUAGUGCCACUCAUCUCAAGCCUUUUAUUUGAGCUGAAGAGAAUGGAUUUGAGACCACUAAUCAAAGAAAUUUUAAGGAUUAUAAAAUCAGCCAUAGACCUCAGACUUGUAAGCCAAAGACUGAAGCUGUCAAAACAUGUGGCAAUUCAAAGCAUUUCAAGACUAGCAACAUGUGAGAUUAUAAGAAGAGAAGGUUCAAACCACCUGCUGUGGACAUGAUCCCGUACCCUUAAGAAAUACUUUGUUACCCAAUCUUAAAAUUUA